Rubroshorea leprosula is the source of this 6470-nucleotide messenger RNA. Lineage: Eukaryota; Viridiplantae; Streptophyta; Magnoliopsida; Malvales; Dipterocarpaceae. The record is from the annotation of a GenBank genome assembly.
CUUUAUUUUAACCCACUAACUAGUAAUCUCUCUUUCUCCCCAUAAAUCAUAUGACAAGGAAGUUUAAACGAUUAAAAAAGACCCAGAAAUCUCUGACCUUUGAGCUGUUUCCUGUGUGGAGUAAGGCUAUCCACAGAGGCUGCUCUGUAAACAUUUCCUGAUUUUUCUUCAACCUCAAGCACCUGCAGAUCCGGACCUAGUGAUGUCGAGGAUCACCAGGUGGAAGAUUGAGAAGACAAAAGUAAAAGUGGUAUUCCGGUUACAGUUCCAUGCUACACAUAUUCCACAGACUGGCUGGGAUAAAAUCUAUAUUUCUUUCAUUCCUGCUGACUCUGGAAAAGCAACUGCCAAGACAACUAAAGCAAAUGUGAGAAAUGGGACUUGCAAAUGGGGAGAUCCAAUCUAUGAGACUACAAGACUUCUCCAAGACAUUAAAACCAAACAGUAUGAUGAAAAGCUCUAUAAGUUUGUUGUUGCGAUGGGUUCCUCACGAUCUAGCAUCCUUGGUGAGGCUACUAUCAAUCUUGCUGAUUAUGCUGAUGCAUCAAAGCCUUCUGCUGUAGCAUUGCCCCUUCAUGGUUGUGAUUCUGGAGCUAUUUUACAUGUUACCAUACAGUUGCUGACGUCUAAAACUGGUUUCAGAGAGUUUGAACAGCAGAGGGAACUUAGAGAAAGGGGAUUGCAGGCAGGGACUGAUCCAAAUGGUCCUGAUCAAUCUUCCAUUGGGAACCUAACUGUAGAAAUUGCUAGUCAAGUGGAUAAGGUAAAUGCAAGGGUUAGAUUCAAAGAAAAAUUGAAAGAGCACCAUUUGAUUGAAGAAGAUGUAGGCCUAACUGAAGAAUAUGCAGACUCGGCUGUUGGGUUUGAUGGCUCCUCAAAUACUUCAGGAAGUUUGUAUGCAGAGAAGCAUGAUACAUCCAGCACUCAUGAAAUUGACAGCCUGGGAAAUACCGUCUCUGGUGAUUUAGCUGGACUUAGUCAAAGUCCUCAGCAAGAGAAGGGAGACCCUUCUGAGUGCCGGUAUAUGACACAGGGUACCAGCGAUUGGGUUCAUCACUGGAGUUCAGACUAUUCUGCUGAUAAUGACUUGGCAAGCGCCUAUGAGGAGAAUGGUAGACUUAGAGGAUGCUUGGAAAUGGCUGAGUCAUCUGUACAUGAACUCAAGGUCGAAGUUUGUUCCCUACAAAAUCAUGCUGAAGAAUUAACAGCUGAAACACAAAAGUUUGCCCAGCAACUGGCUGCUGAGAUUGCCUCAGGAGAACAGUUGGAAAAAGAGGUAUCUGUGUUGAAAUUAGAGUGUUCAAAGCUGAAAGAUGAACUUGAACAGCUGAAUGGUCAGAAACCAUUCCUUUCAGUUGUCAGAAAAGAAGCUAUAAAGAAGGACCAGAACAACUUUAAAGACUUGGAGGUCAUCUGGACAAACGGGCUUUUAGUUAUGGAGGAUAAGAUGAGGAAACUUCACAACAAGGUGAGCUUGGGCCCUCAGGAAAGAGACCUUAGGUUCCUUCACUCAGACGUAGAGGCAUUGCUUGAUAUUCUUCAAGAUCUCAAACAAGGAACUAGGAAGGCAGCUUCUGAUCUUAGUGUACUACUCAGUGAAAGAAGCAAUGUAAAGGAGACAGGAGAAAUGAGUUUACAUGAAAGUGAUCGAUAUGUAUUGGGAACUGGAACUGAUCCAGAGCUUUUUCAACCAGACAUAGGCAUUCUUCCUGCUGUCGGCAUACCUGGCCCAGUUUCCCAUGAACCUGAUUCUGUAGAUGCUGCCACUGCAAUGAAGGAAAAAAUCUUUGAACUUCUGAGAGAGUUGGAUGAAUCAAAAGCAGAACGUGAAAGCCUAGCAAAGAAAAUGGACCAGAUGGAAUGUUACUAUGAAGCUCUUGUUCAAGAACUUGAGGAAAAUCAAAGGCAGAUGUUGGGAGAGCUGCAGAGUCUCAGAAAUGAGCAUUCUUCUUGUUUGUAUGGGUUCCAGUCAACCAAGGCUGAGAUGGAGGCUAUGCACCAAGAGAUGAAUGAACAAAUCUUGAGAUGUGCAGAAGACAAGCAAGGUUUGGAAUCUCUCAACAAAGAACUUGAAAGAAGGGCUACUACUGCAGAAACAGCAUUGAAAAGGGCACGCCUCAAUUACUCAAUUGCUGUAGAACAAUUACAGAAGGAUCUUGAAGUGCUUUCUUUCCAGGUUUUGUCUAUGUUUGCGACUCAUGAGAAUCUCAUCAAGCAAGCUUUUGUAGAUUCUCCGCCAACAAAGUUUCAAGUUUACCCAGAGAUGAUGCAGAAUCAUCAGAAACUGGAGUCAGAGGCAUCUCACACCACCAAGCUCUUCCAAUGCCAAAAUCAGCAUGUAGGAGUUAAGAAGCAGAACUCUGGAGAUAUCCUUCCAGAGGAUUUGAAGAGAUCAUUCCAGUUGCAGGAAGGCAUUUAUCUGAAGAUUGAAGAAGAGAUCUGUGAAGCGCAGUAUGUAAAUAUAUGCCUAGAUGUAUUUUCAAACACUCUAAAAGAAACUCUGCUUGAAGCAAGUUCUGCUGUCAGGUUUAUGAAGAAGAGAAUAGAUGAGCUUACACAGCAGCAGGAGCUUUUGGUACAUUCCAAGGAGUUACUUAGUCAAAGGCUUCAAGCUGCUAUGGAUGACAUUCAUUCUCUCAAUGAAGACAAGGCCAUUUGUAUUGCCAAGUGUAAUGACAUGGCUGCGCAGAAACAAAUUUUAGAAGCAAAUUUAGAAGAUGUUACCCAUGAAAACCAUCACAUGACACUGAAGAUAAAUGAACUGGAGCCGUUGAUAAUGGAAUACAAAAAUUACAAGAGCAAGUAUGAUUCCUGUGCUAUGGAGAAGAUAGAAUUGGCUAAUUCAUUGAAGGAGGAAACCCUGGAAAAGGGUCAUCUUCAGAAUGAUGUUUCUUCUCUGCAGGAACAGUUGAAAGAGGUAAAAACUGAGUUUGAUGAAUUGAUUACUGUGAAGAAGGAUCUGCAGAAUACUCUUGACUCUCUGCAAAAUAGACUGUGGAACUUACUGUCAUCAUAUGAUAAAACUUUCGAUGGACUGUCUCUCUGGAGUGAAUCUGCUGAUCAGUAUUUGGAGUCCAAAGAUUUAGCAGGUGUCCUAGUGCAGUUGGAAGGGAUGCAAAAUAAGGCAUUAGAAAAGAUUCUCCAACUCUUGAAGGAGAAGAAAGAUCUGAUGGAUGAAAGAGAUAAGGCUCAAGUGUCCUUAAGCAUGGUGGAGUCAGAUAAGUUGGUGGUGAAACAGACUUUUGAGAAUGAUAUAAAAAUUAUGGCUAAUAAAUUGGAUGUCUACAAUGUACUGUUUCAGAAGCUUCAGUUAGAAAUUGAUGCUGUUUCAGAAAAACUCAGGGUUAGCUCUGAGGUCGAAGAAAACCAUGCACAGCAGCAGAAAGAACUUUUAUCUGACCUUGAGCGUUUGGAAGUUGAACUGCAAAAGCUUACUUCUGAAAACAGAGAGAUCAAUCAAGAAAUCUUGGUAUUGGAGUCUGUCAGUCAAGAGUUAGAAAGCAACAAGCUGGCCAUCACUGAACUUGAAGAGAAAAACAAAAAUUUAACUCAAUAUUUGCAGGAUAAAAGUGAGGAAUCAUCCAAGCUCUCAUUUGAGCUUAAUUGUUUGAAAGAAAGUUUGCAAUGCCUGCAAGGUGAGUUACUGGCUGAGAGGAGUUCUAAAGACAAAUUAGAGAGUAUGGUAUUGAGGCUUACUUCAGAAAUGAAUGAGAAGCAUUGCCAGUUGAUGAAUUUUGAUCAGCAGAAAUCAGAAGUGAUCCAGCUCAAGCAAAUGGUAUCUGAGCUAGAAUCAGAGAAAUCGCGGGUUUGCCUUCUGCUGCAGUCUGAGCAAUGCCUUAAAAAUGCUAACGAGGAAUCUUCUUCUAUUAAUGUUCUUGAAGCUCAGCUGCCUGAAAUGCUUGAACCUUCAGUAGCUGCAGAUGUUUGUCUAGUUUUCAUUAGAACUCAGUAUGAGGCUUGCACAGAGGACCUUGUUCGACAGUUUUCCUUGUCAGAAAGUCGCCUUGCUGAGCUUCAAAGCAAGCAUGUUCAAGUUGAAAGCACACUGAAUGUCUGCCUUGCCCAUGAAUCACACUACACUGAAGAAAAUAGAAAAUUGUUAACAAGUCUCAACUCCCUAAAAUCAGAGUUAGAAGCUGCUAUUGUUGAAAACAAGACACUUCUCAAUACAAACAGCAAGAUUACAGCUGAGGUUGAGCAAUACAGAAACAAAGUUGAAGAGAUGGAACACAAUCACUGUGAGGACAAAAGACAGCAUGUUCUUGAAAUUGAAAGGCUGAAGCAUUUAUUAGUCAGUUCUCAAGAAGAGAUUGAUGAUUUGUUGGUACUGACAGAAGAAUUGGAAGUCAAUCUUUUAGUUCUGAAAUCCAAAUUGGAUGAACAACAUACAAAGGUAAGUUUGUUGGAAGGGUAUGGUGAUGAGGUAAAUUUGUUGCAGAACCAGUGUAGUGUGCUUUCUCAGAGGCUCUCGGAACAGAUUAGGAAGACAGAAGAGUUCAAAAAUCUCUCUGUUCAUUUCAAGGAGCUUAAAGAGAAGGCUGAGGAAGAAAUUGCCCAGGCACGGGAGAAAAGGGAAUCUGAAGGACCCCCCACUGUCAUGCAAGAGACCUUGAGAAUUGUAUUUAUCAAAGAACAGUACGAAACAAGGCUGCAAGAAAUAAAACAACAGUUAGCCAUCUCCAAAAAGCACAGUGAAGAGAUGCUGUGGAAAUUACAAGAUGCUAUUGAUGAAAUUGAAACUAGAAAGAAAUCUGAAGCUUCUCACUUGAAGAAAAAUGAAGAGCUAGGACUGAAGAUUUUGGAAUUGGAGGCUGAGUUACAGGCAGUGACUUCUGAUAAACGUGAAAAAGUGAAGGCUUAUGACUGGAUGAAAGCUGAAUUGGAAUGCUCAAUGAUAAGCCUAGAAUGCUGCAAGGAAGAAAAACAGAAACUUGAAGCUUCUUUGCAAGAAUGCAUGGAGGAAAAAUCAAAAAUUUCAGAUGAUUAUGAUAUGGUAAAGCAACUGCUUGAGGCUUCUACAUCACCCAUAACAUGUUCAAAGAGGGAUCCACAUCUUAGGCAUUUUAGCCAAGACCUUUCAAUUAAGUGUGAAGGGACAGAAAGCACAAGCUCGGUUGCAGGUGAAGGUGACUGUUCCAUUGCACCCACAAAUUUGCAACCUGAGGAUCUUUUAACCAACAAUUUAAAUGGAGGUCGAAGUCUUGCACUUGUGAAUCAAGAGAACUUGCUGAACAGUGAUGCUAAACAUCUUUCUGUAUACAAUGAUCAAGCCCAGAGUUUAAGGUCUAGCAUGGACCAUCUAAACAAUGAGCUGGAAAGGAUGAAAAAUGAGAAUUUGCUUCUUUCACAAGAAGAUCAUCAAUUUGGUUCAAAGUUUCCAGAUUUACAAAGAGAAUUGAUGCAGUUGCAUAAGGUGAAUGAAGAAUUGGGGACAAUAUAUCCUCUAUUUAAUGAAUAUUCAGGAACUGGAAAUGCAUUGGAAAGGGUACUUGCUUUGGAAAUUGAGCUUGCUGGUGCCUUACAAAACAAGAGGAAAUCAAGCAUCAAUUUUCAGAGAAAGCCUAGAGUAGAUGAAGAUAGUUCUCAUCCUCACACCAAGUACCUUGAAGCUCCUGACUGUGGAAGACCCCAAGGAGAGUUAGUUUGAAGUUUGAGCAUGUAUAGAUAGAAAGAAGGGGAUGACAAGAACAGAAAUCUGGCAUGGGAAACUAUUCCACAUUUACUUCGGGCAAUUUCUUGACACAUUCAUUGCUCUUGAUGUCUGGGUGGUAGAGCCUGCUUUUGAACCAUAUUUGGAUAAACACUAACAUCUAAUAAAAUCUGACAUGAUAUUCUCUCCUUGUCCAGCUCAUUCUUGAAACAGCACAAUGACGAGGAAGCAAUUUUCAAAAGCUUUAGUGACAUAAAUGAGCUAAUCAAGGACAUGUUGGAGCUCAAAAAAGGAUACGCUUCAGUUGAAACUGAACUGAAAGAAAUGCAUAGUCGUUACUCUCAGCUAAGCCUUCAAUUUGCAGAGGUUGAAGGAGAGAGACAGAAACUCAUGAUGACUCUAAAAAGUGUUAGGGCAGCCAGGAAGAGCCAGCACCUGAUUCGAUCCUCAUCCACUACAGUGGGAGACCAGUCUUGAGCUACAAGAACAAGUCGGGCAAUAAUGUCUUGUUUGCGCAUCCCAGGACUGACGCCUUACAGAAGUUAAAGCAAAUGCCUUUGCCUUCUGCAUUGCUAAAUUAUUGGAUUGCAAGUAUAUCCGGAAGCUAUUGAGCUACUGCAAGAUACAAAAUUUUCGACCUCAGUGUAGGAGCCAAAAGCUAAGCAGCUGUAUUUAUGUAAAUAAAUCUAUGUUUCCGAUUCUUCUUCACUGGUUAUUAGUAGCAGAAGGAAUAGAUAACUGGAGCACUCUGACCCUUUUUUGGUCUUGGUCUUGUUGUGUAAUUCUUCUAUUGUAUAGGAAAUCAAAUUCUUUAAUUGAU